AUGCCUGCGAAGUCAAUGAAGCUAAUCGCCUCUGAAUCCUCAGAAAAUCAGGUUCCAGACUUCAACCCAGAUGCUUUGCGAAGCUUGACCGAAAAAAUUGAGAGUAAUCUCAAGAAUCAAGGCAAAGGAGCGGUCUCGAAAGACGCACCAGCGAGGCCGAAGACAAAGACUCUGAAUGCGAAGAAGAAACCCGGAGAACAUGCGGCCAAGGCUCCAGUGUCAGACUCCGCCGUCAAAGCUGCUAGUAAUAGCAGUACGGCAAUAGCAAAGCAAAAACCCACAGUGGCCCUAGAGACGAAUGGGGGAAAGAAGAGAUUGCGAGAUGGGCGUGUUAAGGAAGAGAGCUAUGGAACGAAAGGGAAGGAUGUCAACACAAUCAAGCUUGGGACCAGGAAUCGAAAAAUUGGAUCAGACAAUGACACUAAUAUUGACGAGGAAAUACGAGCUCUUGGGGGCACGAAGGAAGAUGUCGACCUCAUAGCGGAUGUUAUGUCGGAAUCAGAGAUGGAAGACGAUGAGGCAGGACCGAGCAAGAACUUAGGGUACGGCCUCGAGAAGGAGAUGCUACAAUUGGUUCGACAACUUGGUCUUGAUAGAGCCGGUAAGAAUGAAUUGAUGGUAGACUCUGAAUUAGAGGAGGCAGAUGAGGUAGAAGAACUAGAAGAGAACCGGGAACCUGAUAUGUUACCUUCAAACAAAGUAAGGAGUGGCAUCAAGCUAGCUUUACAAAAUGUGACGUCUGUUGACAAAGGUCAAAGAUCUCUGACUUUCCACCCUCAGUCAGAGUGGCAUGCCGUUGAGCUACCCCCACUGCCUCUACCAUCCCAAGAGACCUCUAUCUUGCCUUUUGAUUUACUAGACCGCCUUCACAAUCAUGCCAAGGCACUUCUGGAGAACGAAAAUACGCAAUACGCCAAAUCGAAUAGGUCCGCAUCCUCUGCGCAUCAUUUCUAUUCCGCCAUCAUGUCAACAGGUACGCUCUCGGACAAGAUCUCGGCUUUGACAUUGUCAGUACAAGAAUCACCAGCUCAUAACAUGAAGGCUUUGGAGAGCCUUGUCAACUUGGCUGGUAAACGUAGUCGUGGUCAGGCUGUCGAAGUGCUGGGGGCUUUGAAAGAUCUGUUCGGCCUUGGGAACCUUCUGCCCUCGCAUCGAAAGCUCAAAACUUUUGCUAGCCAACCUGCUCUGUCUAAUGCUUUUGAUCCUAUCAAUUUCCACUGGACCUCUAGAGAUCCAUUGCCGAAGGAACUCAGGGAGAUUCAUCUCAUUUCAUGGGCAUAUGAAGACUGGUUGAAAUCAAUUUUCUUCAAAGUCCUAAAAACCAUUGAAACCUGGUGCAAUGACGAGGUAGCAUUUGCCCGUGGCAAGGUUGUGGACUAUGUCUGUCAGCUCCUGAAGGAAAAGCCUGAACAAGAAGCUAAUCUCCUCCGACUGCUUGUGAACAAGCUCGGUGAUUCUGACAAAAAGAUUGCCUCAAAAACAUCAUUCAACAUCUUACAGUUGGAAGCCACGCAUCCACUUAUGAAGCCGACUAUCAUUGCAGCCAUUGAAUCAAAUCUACUUUUUCGGCCUGGCCAGAGCUUACAUGCAAAGUACUAUGCAAGCAUUACUCUGAAUCAGACUAUCCUGAGUGGGAAAGAGAGUGGUGUUGCGAGAAAGCUGCUGGAUAUAUACUUUGGUCUUUUCAUCAAGCUUUUAGAGAAACCAGAGGAAGCGAAGCCUGUGGCUACGCGGGUCAAUGACAUUAGCAUCAACAAGAAGGGAGAAGUCCAAGGUGGCGGAGGAUCUGCCGGAAAGAAGGCGCAGAAGAAACUGGCUGAAAAAGAAAAAGCGACCACUGUUGAUGGAGAUCUACAAGAAAAGAUGCUAUCGGCGGUUCUCACUGGAGUCAACCGCGCCAUACCAUUCACGGAUACCAACGACGAAUCAUUUGAGAGACAUCUGGAUACGCUCUUCAAAGUGACCCAUUCGUCAAAUUUCAAUACAAGCAUCCAGGCGCUCAUGCUGAUUCAGCAGCUCAAUGGGCCUCACCAAGGCUCGACAGAUAGAUUUUACCGGACCCUGUACGAAUCACUUCUUGAUCCUCGUCUCCUGACGUCCUCAAAGCAGGCACUUUACCUGAAUCUCUUGUUCAGAGCAUUGAGGUCGGAUCUCAACGUCAAGCGCGUCAAGGCUUUCGCAAAACGAUUAUUGCAGGUGGUGACUAUGCACCAACCCUCGUUCACUUGCGGUACUCUUUAUCUCCUCAGAGAGCUUGAAGGCGUUUUUACCAACCUCGAGGCAUUCAUAGAUCAAGCGGAAGAAGACAGUGACGAAGAGGAAGACUUCCGGGACGUGCAAGAGCAGCUAGCUAACAGGUCAGCUCCAGAUGAUGGACCAUCUCGACAGAAAACAAACAAGCUCGCAGCGAGAUAUGAUGGAAGGAAACGGGAUCCCGAGUUCAGCAAUGCCGACCGGUCCUCUCUCUGGGAGGUCACUCCAUUCCUGCAGCACUAUCACCCUUCUGUCUCCCUAUUUGCUACUCGACUUCUUACCCACAGCGAAAUGCCUCCCAAGCCAGACCUCGCGCUAAACACUCUCAUCCACUUCCUCGAUCGCUUCGUAUACCGCAAUCCUAAAGCGACAAGCGCACCAAGAGGAGCGAGUAUCAUGCAACCUAUGGCUGGCGGUGACACAAGCGCCUUGCUGAUAACGGCUUACUCCAACAAGUCGAGCACUAGGCAGCCAGUCAACUCGGAAGCAUUCUGGAAACAGUCAAGUGAAAAGGUCAAUGCUGACGAAGUUUUCUUCCACAAGUACUUCAGUACGCUGGGUAGAGGCAAGGAAAAGGCUAGCAAGAAGAAGACAGAACGGAAACCGGACGCCGAGGAUAGUGAAGAUGAGGGCGAUGAAGACGAGAUCUGGAAGGCGUUGGUGGAGAGUAGGCCCGAGCUGGAUGAGGGGAGUGACAGUGGCUUCGGGGACGAGGACAUCGAGAGUGAUAUGGAAGAGCUGGACGACGAUGAGCUCGACUCCGAGCUUGGUAACGAGUCCGAAAGCGCCAACGGUGACCUUUCAGAAGGUACUGAAGGCCUUGCGGAUCUUGAUGAUGAAGACGGCGAAGGACUCUUGGACAGCGAUGACGAGGUGCCCAGCAAUCUUGAAGAGGGAUUCGACGAGGAAGUCACCUCAAGCAAGCCGGAGUCGGUCGUGAAACCAGAGGAUGAGAAGCGCGGCAGCAAGAGGCGGAGGCUGAAGAGCUUGCCUACUUUCGCAUCGGCGGAUGAUUAUGCAAAGAUGUUGGAAGAGGAUGAUUGA
Letharia columbiana is the source of this 3297-nucleotide messenger RNA. RefSeq lists its product as uncharacterized. The record is from RefSeq and is a predicted model, not a curated record. Lineage: Eukaryota; Fungi; Ascomycota; Lecanoromycetes; Lecanorales; Parmeliaceae. The coding region runs from base 1 to 3297 and encodes 1098 amino acids. The transcript has 2 exons. Gene Ontology annotation, cellular component: nucleus.